UUUUCUCGCCCCUCCCUUUUUUCCUUCGUAAAAAUCUCUCCUUUAAAAAAAAAAAAGAAAAGAAAUUUCGGGGCGCUUGUUGUCUCUACUCUCUCUCUCUCUCUCUCUCUCUCUCCCAAAUCCCGAAGAGGAGAGAGAGUGUGGGAGCGGGGUCGAGAGUGUGCGAGACGCAGAAGAGGACGUGAUAAAACCCCGGUGAAGGGUCCUCCAAAUGGGGAUCGUCUUGCCCUAGCGCGCCCCCCUCGCUCGGUUUGAUCGAAUCCCGGAGGGGGAUCUGAGGACGAUCGCGUUGGAGCGAGAGCGCGAAGGUGAUUGGAGAUGGAAGGAGUUGAUGAGAACAAUCGGAUUGUGACGAAACCCUCGAUUUUUCGAGGCAAUGAGAUGGGGAAUCGUAGAGCUUUGAGGGAUAUAAGAAAUUUGAUGGGAGCUCCCCCCUAUCCCUGUGCGGUUAGCAAGAGGCCAUUGUCAGAAAAGAAUGGCAUAGAUGAUCAGAAACCGACCUUCGCAGGCCGACGGCCCAUGACAAGGAGAUUUGCUGCUUCUUUAGCAAGCAGAUCACAGCAUUCUCAUCAGGAAGCUAGUGAAACAAGUGAGGAGUACAUCAUUGGCCGGCACAAGAAACCCAAUCUAUCAACUUUAAAUCCAUGCAGUUCUGAUACUUCUUUGGCUAUAGAAGUGGAUGAUUAUACAGCUGCUAAUGACUUAACAUUGCCAAUGGUUGAGGAAAUCGAAGAAAUGGGCAACUGUGAUCUCAAGGAAGUUGAAAUGGAGGAUCUUGUUGAGGAGCCUAUUCCUGAUAUUGACGGUUUUGACUCCAGUAAUCCACUUGCGGCUGUUGAUUAUGUUGAGGAGAUAUACAGCUUCUACAAACGAACUGAGGUUGCCGGCUGUGCCCACCUCGAUUAUAUGUCCAAUCAGUUUGACAUUAAUGAAAAGAUGCGGGCUAUUCUCAUUGACUGGCUGAUAGAGGUGCAUUACAAAUUUGAGCUAAUGGAUGAGACUCUUUUUCUCACCGUCAAUAUUAUAGACAGAUUCUUAUCAAGGCAGACAGUGAUAAGGAAAAAGCUUCAGCUGGUGGGAGUUACAGCCAUGCUUCUUGCUUGCAAGUAUGAGGAAGUAUCUGUUCCAGUUGUUGAGGAUCUGAUUCUAAUUUCUGACCGAGCUUACACGAGGCAUGAAGUCCUAGAAAUGGAAAGUUUGAUGGUCAACACGUUGCAGUUCAACAUGUCUGUGCCAACACCUUAUGUUUUUAUGAGAAGGUUCCUAAAAGCAGCUCAGUCGGAUAGACAGCUGGAGCUUCUCUCCUUUUUCAUCAUCGAGCUUUGUUUGGUUGAAUAUCAAAUGCUCAAGUACCGUCCCUCUUUGCUUGCUGCUGCGGCAAUUUACACUGCUCAGUGCUCUCUCAAAGGGUUCAAGCUUUGGACAAGAAUUAGUGAGCUACAUACCAGCUAUUCCGAGGAGCAGCUUCUAAACAGAAGUUCCAAGUUGAAGCUACGGCUUCUGCUUCGAGGGGCUUUACUUAAACAGCACUUAUGCAGAAACUUCGGGCUAAACAACGAGUGCUCUAGAUUGAUGGUAGAUUUUCAUCGAAAAGCUGGAACUGGCAAGCUCACAGGGGUGCACAGGAAAUACAGUACUUUCAAGUUUGGAUGCGCGGCAAAAUCUGAAGCAGCUCUUUUUCUGUUUGAUUCAGGAAUUUAAAACAGACUAAUGGGAGUGACUUGAAUCUAUUUUUCCCUGGAUAGAUUCUAACUUAACAUAAAGGAGGGGGCGUACAUAAUAAGUGAUGCGGGAACUCUGAGGGCUGCAACAGAAGUUGUGGGAACUUGCAACUCAAGUUGCAGAAGUAUGGUCAGUGUUUGUGGGUUGUCAAUUUGGCUUGUUUUAUCAGAUGGAUUUGUGUGUUUUUGACUUUUAACAUUACAUUUGCUUGUUAACAUUGUUCUCGGAAGUCCAUGUUUUCAGAUUUAUGUUGAAAUUGUGUAAAGAAACUAUUGCCAAAGUGAAAAAAUAAUAAAUUUAAAUGGCUUGCAGCGUCUUAAUUGAAGAGAA
This is a messenger RNA of Ananas comosus (pineapple), 2052 nucleotides long. RefSeq names its product cyclin-B2-1-like. Gene Ontology annotation, biological process: mitotic cell cycle phase transition; regulation of cyclin-dependent protein serine/threonine kinase activity. NCBI's taxonomy places the organism in Eukaryota, Viridiplantae, Streptophyta, Magnoliopsida, Poales, Bromeliaceae. Bases 319 to 1701 code for a protein of 460 amino acids. The transcript is spliced from 13 exons. The record is from RefSeq and is a predicted model, not a curated record. Gene Ontology annotation, molecular function: cyclin-dependent protein serine/threonine kinase regulator activity. Gene Ontology annotation, cellular component: cyclin-dependent protein kinase holoenzyme complex; nucleus; centrosome.